Molecule: messenger RNA, 588 nt
Organism: Spodoptera littoralis (African cotton leafworm)
Lineage: Eukaryota; Metazoa; Arthropoda; Insecta; Lepidoptera; Noctuidae
Source: the annotation of a GenBank genome assembly
AUGUAUUCCCCAAAGCUGAGGCCUCCAAUGUCCAUCACCAACAAAGCAGGUGCUGAGGACAGCACAUUGUUGAGCACAAGACGCUGUUUAUUGGCAUGGGCAUUCGUCAGACUGAUAGUUUCCUUGCUAUGGACUGGUCUUGUAAUAUUAGCGACUAUCAUAACAAUACUCCACUACCAUGACAAAGAUUAUGUUAAUGACAGACAUCGCUUGCUAUUCGAAGUUCCUGCUAUAGUAGCACAAAUGGUUGAAACAGGGAUGCUCGUCACUUUCAUCGUGGCUGGAUUUAAGAAAAGUGCAAAGCUGUAUGACGUUUACUAUCGUUACUGCAUCCUGACACUGAUGCUGUACAUCGGAGCAGUGACCAUCAGCUUCUUCGUGGAAUACAAACAUUCACAUUAUUUGCUAGAAAACUACAUAACCUACCAUUUCGUUGAUUUUGGCAAUGUUUUUGGUAUAGCCGAUGCAUUAGUGCUCGGAUCGGUAGCUGUUAUUGAUGUUUGUCUUGAAAUUCUGCUGCUGCGGCUAAUCAAGAAACUGAUACUGAAAUACAGUUACAAUGAAGACUCAAAAACCACGACAGUGUGA